This is a messenger RNA of Pimephales promelas (fathead minnow), 2351 nucleotides long. It is a transcript of the gene clcnk, whose product is annotated as chloride voltage-gated channel K. Lineage: Eukaryota; Metazoa; Chordata; Actinopteri; Cypriniformes; Leuciscidae. Gene Ontology annotation, molecular function: voltage-gated chloride channel activity. The record is from RefSeq and is a predicted model, not a curated record. Gene Ontology annotation, cellular component: plasma membrane. Gene Ontology annotation, biological process: chloride transport; transmembrane transport.
CGCCAGGGUAAAGAGUCGAUACUGACCUCAACAGUCUCUCAUUUGGAAUGAGUCAACAGGCUGAAAGACAAUGGAUGCAAUUAGUGUAAAUGUAAAGCAUCUUGAAGAAACUGAAGAACAGUGCACACGUGAAGAUAAGACAGACCCAGAUGCGGUGGAGGAAAAGCUAAUCAGCUCUAAUGAGCAUUCACAAAAACCCUGGCAACAAUCACGGUCACGCAUCAGAGAGUGUGUGCUAUAUGUGAAGAAGGUUCUGGUGUCUUUUGCUAGCAUGGAGUGGUACUGUUAUGCCCUCUUGGGGAUCAUCACCGCUCUUAUGAGCUUCUUCAUGGACAUGACAGUGGCCAAGCUGCUGAAUGCUCACCAAUGGCUGUACAGAUGUCUGAAGGGUCACCACCUGCUGCAGUUCCUCUGCUGGACGCUUUACCCAGCCUGCCUCUGUGCUCUGUCCACCAGCUUCGCCCACAGCAUCUGCCCAUUCUCUGCAGGCUCUGGUGUUCCUGAGGCGAGGGCUAUUCUCUUAGGGAUAGACAUGCCAGGUUAUCUGUCCCUAUCCAAUCUGUUUGCUAAAAUGUUUGGCUUGAUAUGCACACUAGCUUCAGGCAGUACAGUGUUUCUUGGCAAAGUGGGCCCAUUUGUCCAUUUAUCCAUCAUGGUGGGUGCGUUCAUGAAUCGACUGCAUGUUUCCUGUCGUGGUGGAAAGCAGAGAGUAGCUAAAGGAGAAAUGCUGGUUGUGGCGUCAGCAGUGGGCGUUGCGAGCUGUUUUGGGGCUCCAAUCAGCGGCGUUCUGUUCAGUGUAGAGGUGAUGGGGACUCAUUAUUCAGUCCGAGAUUACUGUCCCUGCUUCUUUGCAGCGGCUUGUGGAGCGAUCACCUUCAGGCUGCUCUCUGUCUGUAGUAGAGAUCAAGAGACAAUCCAGGCCCUGUUUAAAACCAGCUUCUCUAGUGACGUGCCUUACCAGCCUUUUGAAAUCUUCAUUUUCGCUCUGCUUGGGCUGUUCUGCAGUAUUCUCAGCUGUAUUUAUUUAUUUUGUCAUCGCUGGGCUCUGCGUUUUGUCAAAACAAACAAAACCAUCAGCAGAUUUCUGGCAACAGAAAAGCCACUUUAUUCAGCCAUUGUGGCAUUUCUCCUUGCCUGCGUUACGUUUUAUCACUCAGCGGGACAUUUCAUUGCUGCUGAGCUCACAAUGAAGCAGCUGCUUACUUCACUGUUAGACGGCAAUUCCUGGUACACUGUUUCCCAGAAUGCCUCUGUCGUCCUGCCUGAUCCUCAGAACACAUUCUGGCAGGCAUGGAACCCACCUGGCAGAGGUUACUUCCAAACGCUAGGAAUUUUCAUUACUGUGAAGGUUGGGCUAUUGGUCAUGGCUUGUACUUUGCCUUUACCUGCUGGCUAUUUCAUGCCAGUAUUUAUUUACGGCGCUGCAGUGGGACGUUUCGUAGGCGAGGGCUCGGCCUAUCUGCUCUCAGAUGGAAUCUCAUCAACAAAGAGUCUGAUAAACCCGGGCGGCUAUGCUUUGGCAGGAGCAGCUGCCUUCUCUGGGGCUGUGACACACACACUCUCUCCUGCCCUAUUGGCUCUGGAAAUGACCGGCCAAUGCUCUCACGCCGUCCCCGCUCUGGUUGCUACGCUGGUAUCCAACGCGGUGGCUCGUGCAAAGCACCGUCCAUCUUUCUAUGAUGGCAUAUCCCUUAUUAAACAACUCCCGCACUUGCCAUCUCUCAUCCGGGCUUGUCCAAAGUUGGCCAAUGUUCAGAUCAAGCAGUUUGAGGUCGCAGCGGGAGCCGUGCUGAAGAGGACAGAGACACUGACAACUGUGCAGCACGUCCUAAACGACAGCACAGACGCUGAACUUCCUGUGGUGGACUCUCACGACUCUCCUAUUCUCCUGGGAACAAUCAACAAAUCGCUGCUGCGGGAGUGUCUGAAAGAGCAUAGAAAUGAGGGUUCAUGUAAACAGCUGGAAGAAGUAUGUUCUAUUCAACCUGUGCGUCUACAUCUGACUCCUGAAUCCACCGUAAAGCAGGCUCAUUGUAUCAUGAGCGUCACGGGUGAGCAGCGUCUGUUUAUAACGGAGAGUGGGCGGCUGCGUGGAGUCGUCACAUGGAAAGAGAUGAAGACAAUUAUCGAAGAGAUGGCAAAGGAAGUCUGAUGCAUCAGAAUCCAGGACAGUCAUCAAUUUGUGCUUGACAUUUUAAUAAGAAUAUUUACUAUUUCAUCUGCUGGAGAUUUUACAUGGAUCAUAAUGAGGAGAUCAAUGAAUAAUUUUGCAUAGGCCCGGUUUCACAUACAGGGCUUUGAUUAAACCAGGAUUAUGCCUUAGUUCUAUUAUGACAUUUGCUUUUAUAAAC